Messenger RNA from Acanthopagrus latus (yellowfin seabream), 1490 nucleotides. Its product is annotated as claudin-3-like. The record is from RefSeq and is a predicted model, not a curated record. Gene Ontology annotation, biological process: cell adhesion; bicellular tight junction assembly. Gene Ontology annotation, molecular function: structural molecule activity. NCBI's taxonomy places the organism in Eukaryota, Metazoa, Chordata, Actinopteri, Spariformes, Sparidae. The coding region runs from base 199 to 846 and encodes 215 amino acids. Gene Ontology annotation, cellular component: plasma membrane; bicellular tight junction. The transcript has a single exon.
GAAGUCGAGGCAACAGAUCACCACACACGCACCGAUGCAAGGCCUGAAAUUAACUUAAUUAGUAGUUUGGUCUCCGGUUGAUUCUUCCUCUCAGCAGUUUUUUUCUUUCUUUCUUUCUUUCUUUCUCUCUUUCUUUCUGUGAACUCGUCUCAGGUGUGACACACAUUCAGCAGCAGCAGCAGAGGAAGACGUCUCAGUAUGUCUGUCGGGCUGGAGUUGAUAGGCAUCUCCCUUUGCAUUUUGGGAUGGAUUAUUGCCAUUGUGGCGUGCGCCCUCCCUAUGUGGAGGGUGACGGCGUUCAUCGGCAGCAACAUCGUGACGGCUCAGAUCAUCUGGGAGGGCCUGUGGAUGACCUGCGUGGUCCAGAGCACGGGUCAGAUGCAGUGUAAGGUCUACGACUCCAUGCUCGCCCUCUCCCAAGACCUCCAAGCGGCCCGCGCCCUCACCGUCAUCUCCAUCCUGUUGGCCAUCCUGGCUGUGCUCAUUGCCAUCGCGGGGGCCAAGUGCACCAACUGCAUCGACGACGAAGCGUCCAAGGCCAAGGUGAUGAUCAUCUCCGGCGUCUUCUUCAUUGUUUCCGGUGUCAUGCAGCUCAUUCCUGUCUCCUGGUCGGCCAACACCAUCAUCAGGGAUUUCUACAACCCUUUACUCACCGAUGCUCAGCGAAGGGAGCUGGGCGCUGCACUUUACAUCGGCUGGGCAGCUGCCGCCCUCCUGAUCCUCGGUGGCGGACUGCUCUGCUGCUCCUGUCCGCCACGUGAGACCAGAUACAACCCUUCACGAAUGGCUUACUCUGCCCCGAGGUCCGCAGGAGGACCAGGGUUAGAAAGGAAAGACUAUGUAUGAACGACGGUCAAAGAAGAAAAGACUUUAUUGAAUCUCAAACCUGCUCUCCGCACCAAAACGAGGGCGAACUGAGGAACAGAGAGACUCCGCAAUGAAGAAUGUGUUUGAUUUUGCCUGUAAAUGUAACGUAUGUCUGACGUAGGCUCUUUUCAGAGACUGAAAAAGCAUUUUAUAAAGGAUGCUGGAGUGGAAAUUUCCAAUAAUCAUGUUGCAAGACAAAAAGUGAGGAUAAUCACGCUCUUUUAAAAGUCAACAUGCUAAAUGUUAUCAUCGAACAAUCAAAAACCUUUUAUACAGUCCUGAUGUUUACCACUGAUUUUUUUUUUUUUUUAUAAAAUCUGACAUGACUGCUUCAUUUGCCACCUACAUAAAUAAGGCAACACUGCCUACAAAGCAGGAAGAACUGGAUGUGUUGAACAGCACGAGAGAGUUAUGACCAGGAUUAUGUUUUAUAAACACUGUAGUAAGAGCAUCAUUAAUCACCUGCGACAGUCCAGACAGUUGAUAAACGUGUUCAGCGCAGCUUUUUAGCGCAGUGUUGUGAAGGUUGGGAUGGAGGGGAGGCUUUGAGUGCUAUAACUGCAGGACAUGUAUCUCACAAGUUGUUUGCUUUUUUUUAAAUAAACAUGACUGUUUUCUUAAGA